This is a messenger RNA of Aspergillus homomorphus CBS 101889, 1179 nucleotides long. RefSeq names its product D-hexose-6-phosphate mutarotase. The transcript is spliced from 3 exons. The record is from RefSeq and is a predicted model, not a curated record. NCBI's taxonomy places the organism in Eukaryota, Fungi, Ascomycota, Eurotiomycetes, Eurotiales, Aspergillaceae. The coding region runs from base 103 to 1065 and encodes 320 amino acids. Gene Ontology annotation, molecular function: isomerase activity; carbohydrate binding. Gene Ontology annotation, biological process: carbohydrate metabolic process.
CGCAUUGAACACAACAGAAACAAAAGAGUGAGAGAAAAGCUGUCUUGUUAUUGAAUUCAUCCUUCAUACUCAGACCUCCUAACCCUUGUUGCAUUCAUCACCAUGGACCGUUCUAACAAGCCCUCCGCCAUCGGGGUGGGUGCAUCCAUCCCCCAGCCCACCGUCAACGUCCACGACAACACAGUCCAGGCCACCCUGCCCACCGGCGAGUCGGUCACCGUCCACCUCUACGGAGCGACCGUCACAUCCUGGAAGCUUGCCAAUGGCAAGGAGCAAUUGUUCGUUAGCGAGAAGGCUCAUCUGGAUGGCUCCAAGCCCAUUCGCGGCGGAAUCCCCGUCGUCUUCCCAGUCUUCGGUCCUCCCCCUUCUAACCACGCUACAUCCUCCCUCCCCCAACACGGCUUCGCCCGGAACUCUAACUGGGAGUUCCUCGGCAAGUCCUCGUCUGAGUCGCUCGGCAAGGACCGCAAAGAGGGAGACGACGCGGUGAAGCUGGACUUCGGCCUUUCUCACCCAAUGCUGAGCGAGGAGUUUCAGAAGACCUGGCCCUACCAGUUUGGUCUAGUGUAUAGCGUCACCCUGACCAAGGAGGGCUUGGAGACGUCGCUGCAGGUGCAGAACAAGGGACAGCAGAACUUUGAGUUCCAGGUUUUGCUGCACACUUAUCUGAGCAUUGAGGACAUCUCCCAGGUCCGCGUCAAGAACCUCCAGUCUAAGGAGUAUGUCGACAAGACCCAGGGUGGAUCCACGCAGACCGAAGCCUCCGCUGCCGUUGAGAUCGACAAGGAGACAGACCGCGUGUACAAGGCGCUCGAUCCUAAGGUUCCGAUCGAGGUCACCACGGUGUCGGAUGACAAGCCCCUUUUCUCCAUUACCCGGGAGGCCCUGACGGAUGUUGUGGUGUGGAACCCCUGGGUCGAGAAGGCCAAGGGAAUGGCCGACUUCGGUCCUGAUGAGGCCUACAAGAACAUGAUUUGUGUCGAGGCCGGCUCCGUCGCUGGGUGGCAGACGCUGGAAGCCGGGGAAUCCUGGGAGGGUGGCCAGACCAUCCGCCCGAGACUAUGAUUUGCCAGAUUACCUUAGUUGAUGGAUCGAUGUACUGAUUUUAAAGCGAGCUAAGUUGUUGCACAUGGAGAUAGAGUUGAAUACGCCGUGAAUGUGUACAUGAGUUUAAGCCAC